Molecule: messenger RNA, 291 nt
Organism: Dibothriocephalus latus
Lineage: Eukaryota; Metazoa; Platyhelminthes; Cestoda; Diphyllobothriidea; Diphyllobothriidae
Source: the annotation of a GenBank genome assembly
AUGCACAAGUUGCAUAUACACGAGCAUACGCUGGCCGUGCGACAGGAGGAUGAAGUAUCACAAGUGGAUGUCCAUACCUUCGAAACGGGUAACGAGUUUAACUUCACAGCCACCAAGAUAAGCUCCCAUUCAGGAAGCAAGACUAGCCAAAAACUGAUUGAGACUUCGGCCUCGGACGGGUCUUCAGUCCUUCUGUGCAUCGAUCUCUUGUUGGCAUACAAAGCCCUGUACGAUCUUUCUCAACCUGGCAUCCUCGGUCAUCGACUGGAUCACACCUAUAGAUAUCACUAG